Molecule: messenger RNA, 1715 nt
Organism: Spinacia oleracea (spinach)
Lineage: Eukaryota; Viridiplantae; Streptophyta; Magnoliopsida; Caryophyllales; Amaranthaceae
Product: cyanidin 3-O-galactoside 2''-O-xylosyltransferase FGGT1
Exons: 2
Coding region: 148-1554 (468 amino acids)
Molecular function (GO): UDP-glucosyltransferase activity
Source: RefSeq, a predicted model, not a curated record
AGGACAUGAGUUUAUCGAUCUUCUCUAAUAGCCACAAAUGAAACCUACCACCCUUUUUGUUGGUUCCUAAUAUAAAUUUUAAUUUUUAGAGACAAGAAUCCUAAUUAAUUUUAUAGAUAUCUCAAAAAAAAAACAAGGAGAAAUCAAAUGUCUCAAAACAACAACAACAAAGACAAAGAGGGGGGUGUUUUGAACAUAGCAUUUUAUCCAUGGUUUGCUCUUGGUCACCUUACUUCUUUUCUCCGAUUAGCCAACAAACUUGCCGAAAAGGGUCACAAUAUCUCAUUCUUUCUCCCUACUAAAACACAAUCAAAAUUUGCUUCUCAAAACCACUACCCAAACCACCUUAAAUUCAUGCCCAUCGACAUCCCUCAUGUCGAUGGGCUUCCACCCUGGGCCGAGACGACCAACGAUGUACCCGUCUCGGCCGUCUCCCUCAUUAUGACCGCCAUGGACUUGACCCGUGACACUAUCGAAUCCCACCUCACCCUUCUCAAACCCGACUUUGUUUUUUACGACUUUUCUUAUUGGAUGCCCGAGUUAUGUCGAAAACUCGGGAUCAAAUCCGUACACUACAUCACUGGAUUCAUAGCAAGAUAUGCUGGAUUAGCUUUCUCUGUUAAAGAAUAUCAAAAUUCUCCAGGAAAGGCUCAUCAAUGGCCAACACCACCUAAUCUUCCAUCCCAAAUAUUCCAAAUGCGGCCCCAUGAGGCCAAGAUUUUGGACCCUAUUGUUAAAAUUCGAUUGGGAUUAAAAGGUGUUUCGUAUGGGGAAAUGUUUUGUAUAUCGUUACGAGAAUGCGAUGCUAUUGCUGUCAAAACUUGCAAAGAGAUGGAACAGAUUUACUGUGAGUAUAUAGAGAACACCUUACAAAAGCCUGUUCUAUUAGCAGGUCCUGUAGUCCCCAAACCCCCAUCUUCCAAAUUAGUCGAUCAUCAUGCCACCUGGCUCAAUGGUUUUGAUGCUGCAACUGUAAUAUAUUGUGCACUUGGAAGUGAAUGUGCUCUUAGCCUUAACCAAUUUCAACACCUUCUUCUUGGUCUAGAGCUCACAGGUAAGCCAUUUUUAACAGCUUUGAAACCGCCAAAGGAAUAUGAAACAGUAGAAUCAGCUUUUCCAGAAGGAUUUGCGGAGAGAAUAAAAGGAAGAGGAAUCGUCCAAGGGGGUUGGGUACAGCAACAACUUAUCUUACAACAUCCUUCAGUAGGAUGUUUUAUAACUCAUUGUGGUGCUGCUUCUUUAUCAGAAGCUAUGGCAAGUCAAUGUCAAAUAGUGUUAAUGCCACAAGGUGUUGACCAGUUUACAAACGCAAAGCAAAUGAGCUUAGAGUUAAAGAUAGGGGUCGAAGUUGAGGCAAAAGAGGAUGAUGGUUUAUUCACUAAAGAGGCCAUUAAUAAGGCAAUUUCUCUUGUGAUGGAACAAGAUAGUCAAAUUGGGAGAGAAGUCAUGGUCAACCAUGCUAAAUGGAGAGAUUUCAUUUUAACGGAAGGUUUAGAGGAUUCUUAUAUCACUACCUUCAUUCAGAGUUUACAACACUUGCUUCCAUCAUUCUGAUUCAUUCAUUCAAAGCCUUUUAUGUUAUGUUAUGUUAUGUAUUCGAUCCCUAGCUAGCUUCAAACAUAUGUUAUCUUCUUUUUUUAUCAUAAUAAAAUUGUAACAACUUUAAUUAUUUGGACUACUACUUUACUUCUGAAUAUUCAGGCCCUGUUCUUUUA